Molecule: messenger RNA, 1955 nt
Organism: Magallana angulata
Lineage: Eukaryota; Metazoa; Mollusca; Bivalvia; Ostreida; Ostreidae
Exons: 9
Coding region: 169-963 (264 amino acids)
Source: RefSeq, a predicted model, not a curated record
AAAUUUUGUAUAUCUUUUGUAUAUCUUCUUUUUGCUUCAUUAUAUUUGGAGAGUGAAUUGAUAUACCUACAAUCAGGAAGUUCAUAAAAGUCAUUGCACCUCAACAAUUCAAAGGUUCCAGCGACAUAUAGAGAUAUGCAUCUUAAAAGCGAUGGUAUGUAGAAAAAUAUGAAAGCACUCGUCUUUGCUGCCAUUGUCCUUUGGAUUUCUUCGUUGGCAAUACAACAAUCGGAUGGACCUUUACAAUGUGUGAUCAUCCAAGACAAACAGGGUUUAACAGUACCGUUUAAUCCUCCAUCGUUUUUGACCUCCAACAACAAAACACAAUGUCAAGUUUAUGGGUCAGGACAAGAGAUGCUAAGAUGUGGAACGUCAGAUGUGUACAUAAAACCUGAGUGUGUCUGUUCUUUCUACAACGUGUAUGAGGCCAAGUACCACAAUUUCUCAUCUUGUCCUAAAGGAGAGAAAUCAGAUGAUGUCACAAAAUUAAAAUGUCCUGAUUGCUUGUUGUAUAGCUGGAAUAAAAAUGGACCUUGUAUCAAUGGAGGUAAUCUAACAUGUAAAGGGAACGAAGUGGCCCCUAAUAUUAAAUGUCUGUGUCCACUGAACUACAAGGGAAUGUUCUGUGAGGAAAAAAUAGAAAAUGUAACGAGAAUAUGUGAUAGAACUUCAGUCUCAUCAACAAAAGGCCUGGCAAGGUGUGACUCGACAAGAAUGGAAUGUGUUACAUUCAGUAGGAAUCGUCGGUACGCUUACAAAUGUCAGGAGACUGAUACCUCCCAAGACAGAAGAGGAUUACCGUUGUGCGUUGACACAGAAGAUACCACACAAUUACCUGUUAGAGCCCCAAUUUACCCAACAUCAAUGAAUCCCACUGAGCAGGAUCAUAGUUUAACUUCAUCUGCAGAUAUAAUUGUGUCUACAUAUGUUUUAACAUACAUUUCACUAUCGUUACAAUUGUGAGAUCCUAAACUGAAGUGUAUUAUAAACAGUGGAUAUAUUGUGCCCGCUAAAAUACAAAACAUCCAUGAUUGUAUUUUUUAUUCAAGUUAUUCAACAAAAAUGAAAUCUACGUACAAACUAUCAUGGAUCAGCGCAAUAAAAUCUAUCUCACAAGAUUGUAGAUUUUUGUACUUUUAAUAUGCACAAAAAUGCAACAUUUCGACUAAUUUAAUUCGUAUUUUUCGAAACCUUAGGCCAUAUUUUCUCCCAAACCUUUUAAGCAAGAAUCUGCGUAAACAUUCAGUAAUUUGUACGAUAAAAAUAAUCUCCAUGCGGAAGAGAAUAGAAUUGUCAAAUUGUUAUGAAGUCAAUUCAAUAUGUAACUUUUCCACACAAUAUUAAUGACCAAAAUAUAUCGCAAGAAGGAAGAAAAUUAUAUAUUCUGAAACCCUUGUUUGAUUUCUAAAAGCAUUCUUGUACAUGUACUAAAUUUUAAAAAUACAUUAAGGUCGAUUAUUUGAGAUGUAAAGUUGGCUAUUUUCAAAAUAUAUCGUACUUGUAUACAUUGAACUCAAAUACAUAUGAAAAAACUCUUAUUCGCAUUAAAUCGAUGUGAAUUUUACUUGUUUGUAUCGUAAUAUGGUGUUCAAUCUUUGUAAACGGAAAAGAAUUAUAUAGAGAAAAGGAUUUUGUUUGUGUUUGUUAUAAAUUUUCUUUUUUUUAAAGAAGCCUUUACAAGCCUCUCUGAGUUAUGAGUCUCGAUAUUAGAAUUAUAGUAUAAAAUCGUGUACAUUAUAUUGUAAUUAAAAGGUGUGUAGAGGAAAUUAUGUGCCGUAAACUUUUAUUUCCGAAUAUAUAUUUAGUAUCUAUGCACAUUUAUUUUUAGAAAUAUCAAAGUGUUUUAUUUUAAAGGUUUUAACCUGUUUGUAUGGUUAAUUUGCAGUACUACUUAUUUUCAAAAUUCAAAAUGUUUAACCGUGUGUGUGUGUGUGUGUGUGUGUGUGUGUGUGUGU